Molecule: messenger RNA, 357 nt
Organism: Alternaria ethzedia
Lineage: Eukaryota; Fungi; Ascomycota; Dothideomycetes; Pleosporales; Pleosporaceae
Exons: 2
Coding region: 1-357 (118 amino acids)
Source: RefSeq, a predicted model, not a curated record
AUGCCAGCAAUGCAAUACUUCGAGAAAGCGCAAACGACUUUCAAGCCCCCUCUAAUCGCCAACGAGAACGCCUACCUCGGUGACGUCGUAUCAUCGGAGUCCACAGACCCAGAUAAGCCCAUCAGCGGCGGUUUCUACCGUCUAGAAAAGGGAACACCACUCGUGUACACGUAUACGUACGAUGAGAUCAAGAUCAUAGUAGAUGGCCACUUCUACAUCAGCGAUGAGACGGGCAAGGAAGUGAAGGCUGAGAAGGGUGAUGUGUUCUUCUUUCCCAAGGGGAGCAAGAUUACGUUCAAGACGGAUGAUUUUGGAUUGGGCUUUUUCGUCGGGCAGAGGAAGAAGGAUGGUGCGUAG